CCCCUGCUCCUGGCUGGUGCUGUCAGCCCGAGCGGGCUGCGGGCCGCCUUUUGCCCCCGUCGGCCGCGGCCUGAAAAGAGGAGGCGUGCGGGCUCUCCGCUGCCCGCUGUCGGCUCCCGCGGAAGAGGGAGAGCGCCGGCUGCUUCUGGUGAGGAAGGACAGGCGCCCUGUCCCUGCCUGCGGGGUGCGGUCACUUCUCCCUUCCGCCCUGCAGCGGGCGCGGCGGCCAUGGCGCUGGUGCUGGAUCUCCUCAGGCGGGUGCUGGAGUACUUCGGCUGGCCGCCCGACCAGGCCAUAUUUUUGGAAAGUCGCAUAUUCGGCAGGAGUAUCAGUCAUACAGUCAGAACGUGCCUUCCCUCAGCAAUCGCAUCAAGAAGGCAUUUCCAGCAGUUAUAUGCAGUCCUAAGGAAGUGUCAAGUCAAGGUCACAUCUUUUUACCAAAAGAAGGAAUAUGGAUCUACUCGAAGUGUUGUUCGUAGACUUGGAACAAUUCUUUCCUUAAAGCUCUCCCCAAGACCUUAUUUUCAACUUGUUCAAGACCCAAGUCCAUUGAGUUACCAUGAACAAAGUAGAGGUCCAGCUCCUGUAGCCCCAUCACUUGCUGAUGUCCUGUGGGUGGCAAAUGAUGAGGGACAAGCAUAUACUAGACUUAGGACUGAAUUAUGGAGAAAAGAAAAAAGUACAGCUUAUUGUGACCUACAUCCAUCUGUAGGUUCAAUAAAAAGUGUUCCAAAAAACAUUACACAAAAGGACAGCCUUGUUGAUCAAGUAGCCCUACAGAAGAUUUCUGCGCUUGAAGAUGAGCUGACUUUUCUUCGCAUGCAGAUUGCUGCGAUUGUUUCAGCGCAGACAUUGGGAAGCGUUCCCUCAAAACUCUUUAAAACAUUCAACACUCCAGAUGGAUUUUACCCAGUGCCAGCCAUGACUUCUACACCAUUGUCUGUGUCUCACAAUCACUUUGUAAUCCCCUCACCUCCUCCGCUUCCUUCUGGUGCACCAUCUGGUGUUGGUGCUAGUAAUUCAGCAAUUGAACUUAUAAAACAACGUCGUGCUACAAGAAACAGUGGUUCAACUGCAGCUGAUAGUGCUGAUCCCCAGAGGACAAAGACUGUUCCUAGUAUGAUGGAUGUUUUGAAAGACCUAAACAAAGUUCAGCUGAGAGCUACUGAGAGGUCACCUGGAGGUACUCCUCUUUCUAGACCCAAAAAGAGGCAAAGUUCAGGUUGGGAUCCAGUUGCUGUACUAACUCAUGCACUAAAGCAGAAAUUUGCACAUAGAGAUGAUGAAGAUGAUUCUUUGGACAAAGAAAAUCGAUCUUUUGAAAGCUCCCCAUUUUCUAGUCCAGAGAUCCCACUGGUUGGACAUUGCAGUCUGAAGCCAAAUGCAAAAUCGAGCCUUAUAAGAACUGAUGAAGUUGAUCAGGUAUCAACGUGGAAAGUGAGAGCUCAUAUUUAACUGAUGGAGACUUCUGAAGAAAUUUAAUAGCGUGUAUAAGUGGCAGGUCCACUUUGAAAUUCCUGUAAGGUGCUGUUCUAGGACAUGUCUCUUCCAGGCUGUUGAAGUUUGGGUUGCAGAGUUUCUAAAAUUGCCUCUUCCUUCUCCUUUGUUUCCUGUUGGAGUGAAUAAAGGACCCUGCACUCUGAUUCAAUGUGAAUCACACUAGAGCCUUUUAUUACAGAAACAAGCCUCCUUAUAUAUGCAACUAUUCUCUGAUUACGCAUCCACGCUCCAGUCAUGCAUUCACUGAUUGGAUAUCAUCUAUGUUCAUGAGCUGUCCACAUGCUGGAGUCUCACUGCUGAAGGGUCUGUGAUUUACAUCAUGUUAGGGCCUUGUUAUUGUAGAAGUGCUUCUCUCCCAUGGCAGGUCCUGUUUUCAGCUUUUGAGUUGGCCAUGAAAUUCCUUUGGGCCUGGCUGGUUCAACAACAAAUCUCCAUCUAACAGAAACCCCUCCACAGUUUCCCAGCAGCCAAACUUGUGAAUGUGAUGCACACAGCCAAAACAAGGUUUUUAUUGCUAUGGUGCAGUGUGUUUGAAACCUGGGAGAUGCAGGCAAUAAGUGUAUGUGAAAGAAAAAUAAUUAUUAGUGUGGCAGCUGAGGUGUGCACUCUGUUUGCAGUUCAGUGUAAAAAAUGAAGAAGUGCAAACUUUUUUUGAUGUGUUAUAUGUAUCUGACUGUAUGUAAUUAAUGGCAGCUAAUACUGUUUCGUUAGAAUGGUAUAGUUGCCUCAGUUUUCUUUGUAGUUUACUGAUGCAACUCCAUAUUCCAUGUGCAAACAGUAUUCUAACUUAUUUUGGGUCAGUAGAUAGACUUCUAUGUUUGUGAAAAUGGGUCAUGCUGUAAGGAAACUGCAGGCUGUCUGUUAAAUGCUGAUAACAUUGAGUUCUGUUCUGAGAUAAAAAAGACCUUGUAGAGAUCUGCUAGUGAAUAGUUUGAAUUCCAUGUGUGUAUAAACCUGAACUCCCUCCUUGGGUUCUCCACAUGAAGUCUGUUUAGUUCACAAGAGUUUAUGAAAUAAAAUUUUCUUUAUAUCACA
Columba livia (rock pigeon) is the source of this 2535-nucleotide messenger RNA. It is a transcript of the gene MTFR2, whose product is annotated as mitochondrial fission regulator 2. The transcript has 8 exons. Bases 229 to 1455 code for a protein of 408 amino acids. The record is from RefSeq and is a predicted model, not a curated record. Gene Ontology annotation, cellular component: mitochondrion. Gene Ontology annotation, biological process: mitochondrial fission; aerobic respiration. Lineage: Eukaryota; Metazoa; Chordata; Aves; Columbiformes; Columbidae.